CGGCUCUCGUGGCAGCGGGAGGUGGCGGAUGCGGUUUUGAGCUCCGAGGCAAAGAUGUGCGCUGCUGGGAGGGAGGUCCCCGGCCUUUGAGGUUGCUGAAAAGUGCCUUUCCUGAAGCCACCGCUGCUUGGAUUUCUGUCUAGGGCUGCCUCUCUCUGCCCCUCGUCCCCCCCUCUCUUUUUCAUUCGGCGUUGCUUGCGGUUCGUGCCCCGACGGCAACUCCUCCAGCCUUGCCCUGGUUUUGGUUUUGUGGUGUUUUGUUGGUUUUUUGGGGUUGUUUUUUUUUUCUGCCUCCCCGUUAACACGCAGUUUGCUCAGCCAUUUUUCUUUUUUUUUUUUUUCCCCCCCCUUCCCCGAGUAUGUAGCAAAAAAUUGAAAAGAAAAGAAAAAGGAAGAAAAAAAAAGAAAACAAACAAACCAACCAGACGACCUUUUGCUCUUUUUGAUGCUCGCGAACCGUAAUUUUUAGAAGCAAGAAAUAGAAGGAAAUAAAUAAAAAAAAACAAACAACAAAACAACAAACCAAACCCCGAAGUUUUCUCCCCAAGGACUGAGACCAUUCCACAAACUGAAGUGCUGCCAGCAGCAUAUGCUUUUUGCAAGAAUAAUUGAAACCAUUAACUGGAGAGCACAGAAUUCUUUUGAAAGUCUGCCAGUUAUUUGCAAGUAACUUCGGCAGUGGCACAAAAAUAUAACACUUAUAUUUUAACUUCUACAAUUGCACUUUUAGGAGCUGGCCUCUAAUUUGAUUUUCAGUUGAUUCUGAUAAGAUUUCUAUUUUAUGAUUGGCUUUAUGUUUAAUUCUUGUUUAAACAAACACGAUUUGACUUAAAUGAAAACCUAAGUGCUGAUGAAUAGGAGUUCUACCAAAGCAACAAGUUAGUUAUUUCUUCACGUUUAACUUGAAUUCACUUUUUUACCCUUUUUUAAAAAAAGAAAAAAAAAAAAAAGAAGAAAAAAAAAAAGAAGAAGAAAAAAAUAAAGAUCAGCAGUAAAUAUUGCCCUGAAAGAAGGGCUGCAUUUUAAUUUUUUUUGGGUUGUUUUUUUUUUGUUGUUGUUGUUGUGUUUUGGGUUGUUUUUUGGUUUUUUUUGUUUUUUUUAAUAUGGCUGUGAACGUUUCCCUGGUUCGUGAUACAAAAUGGCUGACGUUAGAAGUGUGUCGAGAGUUUCAGAGAGGUACUUGUUCUCGGUCUGAUGCAGAGUGCAAGUUCGCCCAUCCGUCACGGAGUUGCCAUGUGGAAAAUGGUCGAGUUAUUGCCUGCUUUGACUCCCUGAAGGGCCGGUGUACCCGAGAGAACUGCAAAUAUCUCCACCCUCCCCCACACUUAAAAACACAGCUUGAAAUCAAUGGACGCAACAACCUGAUCCAGCAGAAGACAGCAGCAGCCAUGUUUGCUCAGCAGAUGCAGUUCAUGCUACCGGGCGCUCAGCUACAGCCAAUUACAACAUUUCCUGUGACUCCAUCGCUUGCAACGAGCCCCACGAUGGCUUUUAGUCCCUACCUGAGUCACGUUUCUCCUGGGAUGGGCUUGGUUCCUGCAGAGCUUUUACCAAAUACUCCUGUCCUGGUUUCCGGAAAUCCUACUGUUACAGUUCCAGGAGGCUCUGCUGGGCAGAAACUGAUGCGUACGGAUAAACUGGAGGUUUGUCGAGAGUUUCAGCGUGGAAAUUGCACACGUGGUGAAAACGAUUGCCGCUAUGCUCACCCCAUAGAUAUUGCAAUGAUAGACACAAAUGAAAAUACUGUUACAGUUUGCAUGGAUUACAUCAAAGGUCGAUGCUCUAGGGAGAAAUGCAAGUACUUUCAUCCUCCUGCACACCUGCAAGCCAAAAUCAAGGCAGCUCAACACCAGGUGAACCAGACAGCUGCAGCUGCAAUGGCCCUGCCGCCUGGUGCACUUCAACCUUUACCAAAGAGGCCAGCACUUGAAAAAAACAAUGGUGCCACCACAGUCUUUAACCCAAGCGUUUUCCACUACCAACAGGCUCUAGCCAACAUGCAGUUGCAACAGCCUACAUUCAUCCCCACAGGGUCAGUUCUGUGCAUGACACCCACUGCAAGCGUUGUGCCCAUGAUGCACGGUGCUACGCCCACCACUGUGUCUGCAGCAACAACUCCUGCCACCAGCGUCCCCUUCGCUGCAACAGCUACCGCCAAUCAGAUAUCCCAGUUAUCAGUAGAUGAACUGAGUAGCAGCAUGUUUGUUUCACAGAUGUAGAAGUUCCCGUAAGAACACAGACCACGUUGAAAUUCUGAACAGUAAAAUUAUGGAGCACCAGGACUUCUUGGUGGGAAGCUGCGCAUGGCCUUUCUGUAUAUAACCCCUCUCCCCUCUAUCAUUCUCUACCACCUCUACAGUAAGCCUGUUGCAGCCUACAUGUUAACCAAAAACUGAUCAAUGGGAAUGUCAAAAAAAAAAAAGAAAAAAAAGAAAAAAAGAAAGAAAGAAAAAAAAAAAGCACUAUAGAAACAAUUAACAAACAGCGCUCUGUUAUAUGAGAUAUACAAGUAGAAAAUUAUAAUAGACUUUUAUAACACAUUACUUUAACACACUUAAUCAUUUUAUGACUACCAUCCUGGUAAGUGCAUCUGCACAGAGGACUGUUGGUUUACUGUAUACUAUCGAUGGAUAAAUGUUUGUCUUGUUUUUAAAGUGUUAUCUUACUGUUUUGUUUACAUCAUAGUCUAUUGAUUUGUUUUAAAGUGUACAUCAUUAUCAAGUAUACUCAAUACCAUUUUUUCAUUAUUGUUAUGUCUUAAGUUUUCAUAUGCUGUAGGUUUUAUGGGGUUUUUUGUUUGUUGUUUUUUUUACUAAAAAUGUUAUUGUGGGAAACAGGAAUUAUGUGCUUGAAAAACUCGACACAGGAAUGUUCUGCCCUUUGCUGGAUUUUGCUGUUCGUGUCAGCUAAAGUUGCUUGUGUUGAAUGCUCCUUUUAUCAUUUAAAAUUUGCCUUCAGAUAGACUCUCCAAAUUUUUAGUACAAGUGGUAUGAAAGGACAGCUGUCAUUUUAGUCCAGUUCAGGGUAUUUCUUUCAAUACAAUGAGCUGAUUCUGGAAACUUUUGGGAAAAAACCCCACAAAGGCCAGGCUCAGGAAGGGGACAGGAGCGAUUUGCUCGGACAGUGAUGUGCAUCAAGGGAUUUCUGCAGUUCUGUUGUCCAUUGAAGUGCAUUCUCAGCUGCAAACGGCGCACAAUCUCUCUUGCUGUUCUCAUGGUGCAGUCAAAACAAACAAAUAGGUGGUGUGAAGUGAGGCAGCUUCAGCUGGUCAAAGGCUCGUUGCGUUGGAGAGGAGCAGACACCAGCCCUUGGCUGGGGUGGACCUGUAGCCAUGACUGAGCCCAAGCUGGGUUAACACCAUGCCAUGGGGUUUGUCUCCACUAAGCAUGCUGAAACAUUUCAGCCUGGAAUCUUAGGUGGCUCUCCUUGAAAUUUUGUCAGGGUGCACCAGUUAUUUAAUCACCAUUUUCCAUAAGUGGGUGAUUUCCUCCCCCCUUCCCCCAGGAUCUCUGGCUCUUUAAAGCAAACACAGCAGUAACAAAGCAGGAGAAAGCUCAGCAUAAGCUUUCUACUGUAGGUAAAUUUUCAUCUUAAUGGAGCUCCUGUCGGCCAGUGGAUUUAGUUUGGCACCUUCUACUUGAUCAAGAGCAAUGUUUGCUGCACAACAAGGGCUAGUUCUCAAUACCUCCUUUUCAUACGCACGAAUAAACAGAUUUCCAGCCCAUGCACCAUGGACAGCCCAGCCUGUCGUUAUGCUGCGUUGCUGAACAAUCUGGCUGCAGAAUGCAUUUUGGUUGAGGAUACAGCCAAAGCCAUCCCUGUCAUAGCUUUACAGCAUCAUUUGCAUUAUGGAAGAGAUGGAUUUGCUGCUGUAAAUCCCCAAACUCUGUACAAGGAGAAAGAAAAUCAUUAUUGAAACCAAGAAGCCAGCUCCCAGUGUCCUGAGGGCCAGCCACCCCCCGACUCACAGUGGUCCUUUAGGGUGUCAGAUUCUGACAGCCAGGUUUUCUUUUAUUUUCCAAGUUCCUUGGCCUUGGUUAGAGACUUUGCUUGCCCUCUCUCCUCUAGUGUGAGUGCAGAUAGUUUGGUGGAUGUUUCUCUCCAGGGACCGUAAGUGAUGGAGGGGCACCUAGAGCACAGCUCGUGUGUCCCAGAGCAGGCUCUGAGCAUCUGCCUGUGGAGACUCAUUCUCGUAGCAAGAACCAGCUCAAAAAGGCUUGGAGGCAGAAGGAAUCUCUCCAUUCAUUUAAGUAGGCUUUGAAACGAACCCUGAAAGGGGGGAAAAAAACAUCCUCCCCAAAAAAUCCUCCUUUAUGAACCCUGUCUUUUGACAGUCGCUUGUGUCCGUAGAUGUUCCCCAGCCAUCAGCAUUCACAAGCAGCAGUUGCCUGAAGUCAGUAACUCCUUAUAUUGGUGACCACAUACCUGUUCUUUUCACCACUGAGUUUCUGUUUCCCAAAACCAUAACAUUGUUAGUGGAAAAAAAAAAAGUGGAUUUGAGUACUUCCUGUUUGAAAUUAUUUGUGUAUCAACAAAUGGGUUUUGCACAACCUGUGCCAGUGCCUCAACAAAGAACAGAACUGAUCUUCUUAAGCCAGAAAGGAUGCAUUCAAGCUUGUAUGGCUUUAUGAGUUCAAGGAGGUUGGAAUUUUUUCAGUGCUAAAUGGAUUUUUGUAUAUCUUGACACUUUGAUGUAACCUCCUAUUUAUCGACUUAAACAUCUGGCAUAGAUGUGCAUAGAAUGUAAACCUAGAAUACAGCUGUUUUCAUGUCACAUUUAAAGCACUGAAAAAAAAAGAAAAAGCAUUUAAGGAUUAUUUUUUAUUAAAGAGGUCCAAUGAGGGAUGUUCAGGGUAGUUAUAUUAGGUGCCACAACAGUUUUUAUAUUGCUGGCAAAUUUAGAGUUAAUUUGUAAAUGAGUUUAAGGAAAGAAAAGCUUGAAGCACUAAACUUCACCAAAUUCAAAACAAUCUCGGCAAAAAAAAUGCCAUUUUGAGGUAGCACUAUUUAAACUAGUUGUGCAAUGACUUGCUCUAAUUUUCUUUGUUCAAGAAAGAAAAGAAAAGAAAAAACCAAGUCGCCAGACUAUAAAUUUCCUAAAUAGACUAUUACAAAGUCACCGAGCUAGUUAGUGACUCUAAACAAAUGUCAUAAAAGCAUGAAUAUCAUCCUUUAUUUGACAAGAGAUGUAUGUAAGUUUGUUUAAAUCGAUAUAAUUUUAGUGACAUUUUUAUAAGCUUCCCACUUUCCAUGAACCUAUAUUUUUUAUUUAUCCAAAGUUCUUUCUCUUUGUCCAUUUCUCUCAGCCUUAUGCAAACAAUAUGCAAGAAAUGCUGAAACUUGGAUAAAACGGGUCAUGCAGAGGGAAAAUGAAAGCUGAGAUUGAUCAUUUUCAUGGAAAAAAAGGUUGUUAGUAGUUUCAAGAAAAAAAGUACUACUACUAAACUGUAACAUAAGCAGACAAUAAAAGAGGGAUUUAAAAAAUAAAAUGGAUUCAUAAAACUAUUAAGAUUAUUUUUGUUAAAUACAGUGUUUUUUAGUAAUUUGAAACAUGAUUUCACAAUCAGCCAUGGUUGGUUUGUUGUUUGUUUGUGGGUUGUUUUUUUUUUUAAGUUGGAGAUUUUCUAGCUGAUGAUUUUUGACUCUGUAUUUUUGCAUCGCGAUGUUCUAGAACCCGUGACCUCCCUGGCCAGCCCCCUUCCCCAGCACUCCAAAGCUCUUUUCCUCUCUCACAUCCAUCCUUCCCACCUCUCACCGUGCUUGGAGUGUUCCCAAGGUGGCACCUCCGGGCUGGGCAGCGGCGCUUCAGGUUCCCUCCUUGGGUUCCUCCCCUCGGGGUGUCCUUCUGGAGGCACCAUCGGGGCAGCUGUGGAGAUGGGGAUGUGUCUGGUGGGGGCAGCUGGCCAGAGGAGGAGACGUGUCUACCAGGUGAGAUGUCUUCUCCUCCAGCUUCUGGGCUGCUGGCGGGGGUGUAAGAGUCGCUCUAGGCCACGCGGGUGCACGAUGAUUGAGAAACUGGAGUCCUCGUUUUGUUUAUCCCUUGUACAUUUCACAGACAUGAGAAUUGAGAAAGGUGAAAUUUAUGAGGAAAAUCUUAAUCUCCCAUUCCUGUUGAAUGGAUUUAGUUUGAUAUUGACCUGAUUUUACCAUGUGCCUGUUGAAGGCCUUAGAGUAUAUACUGUAUGUUAAAGACUGUAAUAACUUUAAAAACAAAGUUGAUAGCCUAAUCCAAAUGUAAAUAUAGCUACAACAUGUUGUUACUAGGCUACAACACAUUAAUUCAUGUCAUGUAUUUUCAUUUCUCUACCAUUAGUUUUUUAAGGUUUUCAUUAUUGCUUCUUUUGAUAUCUUUAGUAACUAACAAAUUUAAUUUUGAAGGAGAGUUAGAGAAGGUUUAAAAUUUUUAAUACAUGUGUUCAGCCCAUUUAGUAAUAUUCUAAACCAACACUGAAGCAUGGUAAGGGAUAGAAUACAGUCCAUAACUAGUUUGUAUAGUUUACAGUUUAAGAACAAAAUUAACUUUGUAUGUAACUCCUACAAUGAUAGAUUCAUUGUUAACUAAUUAUAUUAAGUUGUUGUUGCUAUGGCAACAAAACUACAACAUGGCUACCUUUGUAUACAUUAUUUGUGAAAUUUUCACAUGUAAAUUAAAAGUGAUGUGUAACAGUAUGAGCUUGUUAAAGGUACAGUUCGAUACUGUCAGAUAAAGAUAUGAUUGAAUAUUUUUAAAAUCCCAAAGUCCCAUGUGAACGCUGAAUCGGUGUCUUGAAACGUCACUUUUUCAGUCAAGAAGUUUACAACACAUGGAUUUAGAGUCAGGUUUUAUAGCUUGUAGAAAAUUGUUGUGUGGCAAGGGUUAUUCCACAGUAUUUUCACUCUGGAAACACGGCAGCCUGGAUUUAACCACGUAGCGACCGGUCUUGCUUUCAUUUCACGUUCAUCCACCGGGUGGCAACUCAGAAUCGACCCCUUCCAGUCCUGUAGCUCUGCCUGCAAUUUCCUGCUCUCCAGAAAAUUGAGCACUCACACCAUGACGUCACGAACCAGGGCUCAGAAUAGUGAAGCGUAGAACUGUUUUAAUACUCAUUUAUAUUAGCAAAAAAACCCACAAAAAACUGUACAGAAGAAAACAAAAAAUAUUGUGGAAUGACCCCGUAACAGUGUUGAAGAUACAAAUAUGCUGCAGUUAAACUGAUUCAGUUAGUGUACGAAUGUGUGAGACACACCUUUUUUGCACUUAUGUACAUAGUCCACGAAAGAAAUCCUUGGAACUUAUUUUGAAUAUAAAAAAGUCUGUAAUAAUACAGGAAAAGUUUGUAAAAGAGAUAGGUAUUACUAAGGCUUUGAAAAGGAGGAGUUUUUUGCUAUAAAACUUAUCUGAAAGCAUGAUGUUGCUUUGCUGUUGUAAAAGCUUUGUAGUUUGCCAUAGCUUAUUAUACAGCAGGCUGAUAACAGGUCAGCUCCAACCUGCAGCACAGAGGAAUGGGAAACCGUGCUCGAUUAAUUAGUAAGGUCACUAGCAAAGAUUGGAAUCGCUUCUCUUCUUUUUUUUUUUCUCCUCUGAAUCAGCCUAGAUUUUCCAGCCCACCCCGUGUCAUCUUGUAGGGUUGUGUUCUCAGUGAAUCCUGUUAGGACUGGUAGGUCCGUGGCUGCACACACACAUUUUUCCUGGCACCUAAUCCUGUUUGUGGCUGGAAGUGUUGACCUGUUUGAGGUGACUGCCAUGGCAGCGAGGGCUUGAAACCCCAGGGGGAACUGGAAAUGUUGCAACUUGCUGAAUUUUUUCUUUAUGUAUAUAUAUUUUGUUCAUCCUUUUGGGGCAAAGUAGCAAAAUGGAAGGGACAGCCAAGCAGUGGAUGGAGGAGGGUGGUUCUGGGUUCUCUUGGGCUGGUUUCCCCUGAGAUAAGAGAGCCAUGAUGGUGUUUGGAGGGAGCUGUGUGCCCUGUGGCUGUUGGGGCAGGGAGGUGGAGGCUGGUGGUGGCCAGCUUGGUGCUUCUGGCUGGGGUUAACCACCCCUUAGAGUUGCCACCAGAAGAGAGAACAGCUGAGGUCCCCUCAGCCUGCUGAGCAGCCUCUUGGUUCCUUUUCCAGUGGGUUGGUGGAACCGUCAGGGCUCUGCAGUUCUGAGGGGAAUUUUGGAGAAGCUGAAGUGUCUGUGUUGACCCAUUUUUAUUUUUUGAUUGGAAGAAGGUUUGGGGGUUGUUGUGGUGUUUUUUUUUAGUUUGUUUUGUUUUUUGCAAAGCCCAAGCCCCAGGUUUGCCUCAGAAAGGUGACUGGUUUUGCCACAAGGCUGGUCCUGACCCAUGAGCAGCCCAAAGCAGAACCAGUGGCUGGUGGCACCUGGUGCCAAUGUCUCCUUUUGCUGCCCAUUGCAGGGUUGGGGGCUGAGGUGUCACUGCCACGUGCAAGACCUGCUCUUUGGCCACCCCUGCUGCCAUCGUGGAGGUUUCCAGCUCCUGGUGAUAGCAACAAGUGCCCAUCCAGCCCAUCCUGCACCCCCUGGGGUUUGUGUCAGCGGGUGGUUCAACCUGAGGGCUGCAGCAUCGCUGUCCUCGGCCUCCUCAAAAGAGGGGAGUCAGAUGUUGCCUCUUCCUGGGUGUUACAGCCACCUAGAUUUUAAUGCGAAACAAUCAGCUCAUUCUAGCUGAUUCUACCUUCUAAUUAAGGUUUCCCUUUGCCAUAAUCAGUUUUUGUGGUCAAGGUCUUUCUCAGUUAUGGGAUGAUGGGAGAAAUGUAUUUUGCACUAUGUGACAUGAACCGUAGCUGGUCAGAUUUCUUUCCGUUGGGGUAUGAGCAUGAUCAUGACACCACUGCUAAAAUCUUUGCUAGUGAUCUUUACUGACAUCCUCUAAUCAUCAAAAAUAACUCUAUCUGCCUCUCAAAGGAGAUAUUUAAACUUGCAAAAAAUAACACAACUGUUAAAUAAAAUGAAGUUAUUUUUCCAAACACACAACAGAGAGAAAUUACCUGACACCAAAUUACAAGGUUCCAGUUCUUUAUUACUGUACACAGAUGCUAUUUGAUAGUGGUGGAAGCCAAAUGAUUUUGUUGCCAUGGCUUUUGUAUCCUAGCAGAUGAGGGGAUGAUAAGACCAUUCUUAGAUUGGAUUAUGGGAUUUUUUUGUUUCUUUUUCUUUCUAAUUAGCUUUGUUUUAAUUAUAUUUUUAUUUUAAAUCAUGCAAACAAACCGAGACUCCCACGCUCUUAAUUAUACCACCUGACAACAGAUCAUUAUUUUUUUAAUAGGGAAUUGUAUUUUAGGCAAUCACUAAAAUCGGAGAGAGAGUGUUCUCCUAAAUUGUAAAUUUUUUAAUUUAAAUAUAUAAAAACACUUAUACUGUACUGUGUAAAGUAGAUCUUUGAAGCACAUUCUUCUUUUCAUAGGCAUUUCUGGUGAAACCAAGUAAGGGAAAUACUAGGUAUCAAUUUAAUGGUAUAGUUUAGACAAUAUAUACAAACAGUAACAGUUAGCCCUGUGGAAUUGUAAGAAAUUAAAAUAUCAUCAGAUCCAGACAGGCGUAGGCUAAUGCAAUAUUUCAGUUCCAUAACAUGAUAGUUCAUUCCCUCAACUGCUACCAACAGGGUGUAUGCUUUGACUUUCUUUUGGCCACGUUAUAUUGCUGUAGUGCUUGUACGUGCUUUAGAACUGUGCAUAAUGCUACUCAUUUUAGUAUGUUACUUCUAUAUUGUUAUUGUUUAUUUUUUUGAUCUUUUAAUAAAGUGUAUAAAAUUCUUGGUUA
Messenger RNA from Apus apus (common swift), 9739 nucleotides. RefSeq names its product muscleblind like splicing regulator 3 (gene MBNL3). Lineage: Eukaryota; Metazoa; Chordata; Aves; Apodiformes; Apodidae. The transcript has 10 exons. Gene Ontology annotation, molecular function: metal ion binding. The record is from RefSeq and is a predicted model, not a curated record. Bases 1104 to 2219 code for a protein of 371 amino acids.